Molecule: messenger RNA, 3938 nt
Organism: Dendronephthya gigantea
Lineage: Eukaryota; Metazoa; Cnidaria; Anthozoa; Malacalcyonacea; Nephtheidae
Exons: 5
Coding region: 168-2975 (935 amino acids)
Source: RefSeq, a predicted model, not a curated record
AGGACACUGAAAUAUCGUUCAAUAAAAGAAACACAGAUAAAAUUAACAUUUUACCCCAAAGUGGCAAUGAAUUGCAACAGAAGCGAGAUGACGACUUGCCAAACUUGCCAGAAAUAGAAGCGAACAAGAAAUCGGAGCUUCCGGUAAGCCUGGACCAACCGAGAGAGAUGCAGCUUGAGUUGAGUUCCACAGAACAUACCGAAGCAUUGAAUGACUCCAACUUUACAUCGUGUGGUUCACAAACUACAUCAAAUGGUCCGGAAACGCGCGAUCCACUGGCAACCGUGCGCAGAAAUUCAGGCAUUGAACUUGGUCAUUCUGAAGGCAAAGUCGAAAACACGUCGAUCAGUUCGAAAACCUCAAAUGAGUAUAACCCACUAGAAGCUGAUGUUUCAGUGUCGAAAUCUGUAAAAGUUGUUGAACCGCAAGUAAAUGAGGCUGAAAAUAUCCUGGGAAAAUCUGAGCCCCAGUUGGUCCAGCAAGGUGUCCAAAGUGAUGUUUGCAACUCCCCAAUAGGGAAUGGUGGCGAAACUAAGAAUGGAGAGAGCGAAAUGGUAAACCUGGACCAACCGAGUGAGAUGCAGAGUGAGUUGAGUUCCACAGAACAUACCGAAGCAUUGAAUGACUCCAACUUUACAUCGUGUGGUUCACAAACUACAUCAAAUGACCCGGAAACACGCGAUCCACUUGCAACCGUGCGCAGAAAUGUAAGCAUUGAACUUGGUCAUUCUGAAGGCAUAGUCGAGAACACGUCGAUCAGUACGAAAACUUCAAAUCAGUAUAACCCACUAGAAGCUGAUGUUUCAGUUUCUAAAUCUGAAAAAGUUGUUGAACCUCAAGCAAACGAGGCUGAUAAUAUCCUGGGAAAAUCUGAGCCCCAGUUGGUUCAGCGAGAUGUCCAAAGUGAUGUUUGCAACUCCCCAAUAGGGAAUGAUGCCCAAACUAAGAAUGGAGAGAGCGAAAUGGUAAGCUUGGACCAACCGAGUGAGAUGCAAAGUGAGUUGAGUUCCACUGAACAUACCGAAGCAUUGAAUGACUCCAAUGUAAAGACAUCGUGUGGUUCACAAACUAUAUCAAAUGACCCGGAAACGCGCGAUCCAAUGGCAACCGUGCCCAGAGAUUCAAGCAUUGAACUUGGUCAUUUUGAAGGCAUAGUCGAGAACACGUCGAUCAGUACGAAAACCUCAAAUCAGUGUAACCCACUAGAAGCUAAUGUUUCAGUGUCUGAAUCAGAAAAAGUUGUUGAACCUCAAGAAAAUGAGCCUGAAAAUAUCCUGAGAAAAUCUGAACCCCAGUUCGUGCAGCAAGAUGUCCAAAGUGAUGUUUGCAACCCCCAAAUAGGGAAUGAUGCCCGAACUGAGAAUGGAGAGAGCAAAAUGGUAAACCUGGACCAACCGAGUGAGAUGCAGAGUGAGCUGAGUUCCACAGAACAUACCAAAGCAUUGAAUGACUCCAACUUUACAUCGUGUGGUUCACAAACAAGAUCAAAUGAUUCGGAAACACGCGAUCCACUGGCAACCGUGCGCAGAAAUUUAGGCAUUGAACUUGGUCAUUCUGAAGGCAUAGUCGAGAACACGUCGAUCAGUACGAAAACCUCAAAUCAUUAUAACCCACUACAAGCUGAUGUUUCAGUUUCUAAAUCUGAAAAAGUUGUUGAACCUCAAGCAAAUGAGGCUGAUAAUAGCCUGGGAAAAUCUGAGCCCCAGUUGGUGCAGCAAGGUGUCCAAAGUGAUGUUUGCAAGUCCCCAAUAAAUAAAGACAACAAAAUGGUAGCAGUUGAUUUCCAAUUUCCUGAUGACAGUUCUCCGGUUGCGCAUUCUAAACCGGAUGAUUUAACUAGGGACACUGUCGAACAUCAGUCUCAGCCCGGCCUUGAAGACUCUCUAAAGGCAUUAACUAAUUGGAAAAUUGGCGUUGCAAAAACAAAUCGUAAAAACGAUCUUCCUUCAAACGAAAUUUGCAGCGCGGAAAAAUUAGACAAAGCGGCUCCAAAUGGGGAUUGUCUCAAGGUAUCACAAAAGGUCGACAAUCUUAAUGCAGAACAAGGAAAACAACAUAAUUUAGAUGACGUCUUCAGCUCUGAUGAAGCAAAACAACAGACGUUAAACGAUAGUUUAACAGAAGUAUUUGCUUCUUGGGGAGAAAAAUCGACUAAAAAAUCAGAGGGCUUAGGAAUACGUAUUGCCGAGGAAGAAAAAUUGCACACGUUGAACGAUAAUACUACUCAGGUAUUGGGCGAACAGACCGUUACUUUGAACAAAGAGGUUUCUCGGGAACAAAAAGCAAAUGAAUCAUUAACUUGGCAUGACUUAAAAGGCCUUACUAGUAAUGAAAAAAGGAAACUAGAGACGUUGAAGGAACUCAACCGCGCACAGGUUUGUGAACCAGAAAACGGGGUAUCUGUCGGUAUAGACAAUAAUCCAGUAUCAUUAAACAAGAACGGAGAACAAUGUAAGUUAAAUAUGGUUUCUGGCACAAGAGAUUUCUCUUCUCGUAGCGAAGAUAAUGUCACAAACGAAGAGGAAUUGGCCGUACCAGUCCCGGAAGCCAAUAUGCAAUUAAUUCUCAGAGUUCUGGAUUCACAGGAAGGGGCUAAAACGUCCAUUCGUGUUCUGGAGGAAGAUGACAUUGGACUUGCCACGUUAGACAGGUUUUGUAAUGUGAACGACUCCGAGGGAUGCGAUUCCAACGAUAUUGAUGUGUAUCUCAGAAUUUUGAACAAAACGGGAAGACCUUUAGGUAUCGAGGUGGAUAGUGCAGAACAGCUUGUCGGAAACUUGACAUCAAGUGGAUCCACGCAAGUGCAUUGUCUCACUUCACAGGCACUCCAAGAAACUGUAGCUGAAUUAGUACAACGACAACCUAUCAGCAACCCUGCACCUAAUUCUAGAAAAAAGAGGAGAAAACUAACUGGGAUUUAUAGAGAAAUUCUCUCAAGAAAGCCCACUCGCACAAGAGAUAAUUACCCAAAAUAAUGCUGAUGCCGGUGUAAACUAUUACGAUAUCGGGAAUUCUUGCCAAAGGCAUUAUACUGAGAUGACGAAGACCAUUCUGAACGAACGUCACAGGUUUAAAUUGCGUUUUUUUAUUUUCCCAGUUGUGUUAAUUUUUUUGGUUUAUUUUUUGUUUUUGCUGGCAACAUGCGAUAUAUAGUAAAGUGAAAAGCUAUCUUCAUGGCCAACACCACCUGGUUAUAUACAACAGAUGUCAAAUCUUACUUUCUCCAUUUUAUAAUUAGAGGUUUACUUUAGUGCCCUGUUAUGAUAGCUUAAAACUAGUUCAUGUCCGGAAUCAUCAUCAUGUGGUAAUGUAGCGAUAACAUCAUAUACCAUGAUAUAGUAUGACGUUGCAUCACAUAUCACCAAUCAUAUGACUUCGCAUCAUAUUACAUCACACAAGCCCCGUCUACGGCUAAAAUGGGUACUCGUGCCCAAUUAUAAUAUGAUAAUAUCGCAGGUAACGUAAUUUGAGUACUUUGAAUAUAAUGUUUCCAGUAAUUCGACGGUUACGCGUACUGUCCACACGUAUCCGGCGUUUUCUCCCACUCAAAAAGGGGGGGGGGGGAAUCUGAAAACGCUCUCCAGAGUGGAAGAAUUUGAAAACGACGGCUGAGCGGAUACGAGUGGACGGCUUUGCCGGAUAAAUUUGAAAACGUCACUAAUCAAAUUGUUUCCAUAUUAAUAAGGCUUGUUUCACGUCUUGUGGCUUACGCUUAACUUUAUAUUGCUACAUUACCGUCAAAUGAGUCCUAUUUAAAACAUAGUCUGAAAUAUUAACCAUUUGCGGUGACCUGAUGAAAAACUGAAGUUGGUUGGUAGGAGACCAUAUAAAGACAGCUACUGACGUUUAUUUUAGUUAUUUGUCCUUCAUCAGCUGUAUUCGGUGUUUUUUGAUAAGAAUAAAGCAUUGUUAUUACGAACUUCUGUAUUCGAAAUAUU